This is a messenger RNA of Acomys russatus (golden spiny mouse), 1858 nucleotides long. It is a transcript of the gene E2f2, whose product is annotated as E2F transcription factor 2. NCBI's taxonomy places the organism in Eukaryota, Metazoa, Chordata, Mammalia, Rodentia, Muridae. Gene Ontology annotation, biological process: regulation of transcription by RNA polymerase II. The record is from RefSeq and is a predicted model, not a curated record. Gene Ontology annotation, cellular component: RNA polymerase II transcription regulator complex. Gene Ontology annotation, molecular function: RNA polymerase II cis-regulatory region sequence-specific DNA binding; DNA-binding transcription factor activity, RNA polymerase II-specific; protein dimerization activity. The transcript has 7 exons. Bases 59 to 1372 code for a protein of 437 amino acids.
CGCAGGUGCCCCGCGCGCGCGCGCCAGACCCGAGUGGGUAGGGGGCGCCGCACUCGCCAUGCUGCGCGCGCCGCGGACCCUGGCUCCGGCCACAGCGCAACCCACAAAGAGCUUGCCCGCGUUGAACCCCACCGAGCUGUGGCCUCCGGGUCUCAGCAGCCCCCAGCUCUGCCCGGCCACCACCACCACCACCUACUACACUUCGCUUUACACGCAGACGGUGCCUUCCAAUGCUGCGUUGGGCACCUGCCUCGACGCCACUCCCCACGGACCCGAGGGCCAAAUUGUGCGAUGUGUACCCGCAGGCCGGUUGCCGGCCAAAAGGAAGCUGGACCUGGAAGGCAUUGGGAGGCCUACGGUCCCUGAGUUCCGGACUCCCAAGGGGAAGUGCAUCCGAGUGGAUGGUUUGCCAAGUCCCAAAACCCCCAAGUCUCCUGGGGAGAAGACACGCUAUGACACGUCGCUGGGGCUGCUCACCAAAAAGUUCAUUUGCCUCCUGAGCGAGUCGGAGGAUGGGGUCCUGGACCUGAACUGGGCAGCCGAGGUGCUGGACGUGCAGAAGCGGCGCAUCUAUGACAUCACCAACGUGCUAGAGGGCAUCCAGCUCAUCCGCAAGAAGUCCAAAAACAACAUCCAGUGGGUAGGCAGGGGACUAUUUGAAGACCCCACCAGACCCGGGAAGCAGCAGCAGCUGGGGCAGGAGCUGAAGGAGCUGAUGAACGCGGAGCAGACCUUGGACCAGCUCAUCCAGAGUUGCUCCCUGAGCUUCAAGCACCUGACUGAGGAUCAUGCCAACAAGAAACUGGCCUAUGUGACCUACCAGGACAUCCGUGCUGUGGGCAACUUCAGGGAGCAGACAGUGAUUGCAGUGAAGGCUCCUCCACAGACAAGAUUGGAAGUGCCGGACAGGGCGGAGGAGAACCUGCAGAUUUAUCUAAAAAGCACUCAAGGACCCAUUGAAGUCUACCUGUGCCCGGAAGAGGUGCAGGAGCCAGAUAGUCCCCGCAAGGAGGUGCUGCCUUCCACCUCUGCCCUCGGCCCCAUGCCCAGCCAUGCUGAGCCCAGCUGCAGCACUGACCCUGAGAUCACAGAGACCACAGUGGCUUCAGUACUGAUGCCCCAGCCGGUCCCACCACCGCCAGCACCAUCCCUCGUCCCCUUGGAAGCCACCGACAACAUGCUGGAGCUGACCCAUCCACUUCUGCAACAGACUGAGGACCAGUUCCUGUCCCCGAUCUUGUCGGCCAGCUCCCCUCUGAUCAGCUUCUCCCCGCCUUUGGACCAGGACGAAUAUCUGUGGGGCAUGGAUGAGGGUGAGGGCAUCAGCGACCUCUUUGACUCCUAUGACCUUGGGGACCUGUUAAUUAAUUGAAGCGUCCUGCCUCUGUCUCUACCUCCUCACAGACAGAUUGACAGGCUCUCUGCCCUGAUGGGGACACUGGAUAACAGGUGUCACCCUCCGUGUGCUGGUUGCUCCGUUCCAGCCUUCCUUCAUCAGAUGGAGGGCAGCUAGGGAGAUGUGGAGGAUUUGAGUGAGGAGUAUGUCAGGGGCUGGGCCCUGAUGCUCCUCUUCUGACCUCUGACCCCUACAUGAAGGACUACAGGUACAGGCGACCAUGUUCAGGGAAAGGGUCUGCUGCCUCCUUCUGAGGGGCAGUUGGACCCUGGCUUUUUCAAGAAGCACUUAACGCCUUUGUAUUUAUUUUAGGUUGAGUUGUAUUUGUUUGUCCGCCCUGAGUUUUAGCAGGGAGAUUUGUUCUAGUUUCUCCUCAGACCGGUCCAUCCAUGCCUACUGCCUAAGGGCAUUACCUGGGCUUCCAGGGGCCCGUGCCAACUCCCUGGUUCCCCCCACCCCACC